UGUAUUAACGCGUCUCAAUUACGAAGCUUUGGGGUUGUCGACAUUGACGUCUUGUACUAUACAAAGUCUAGUGGUACCUAAUAUCGAGGUUCUAAGGGUCGGGUAGUAAAUUCUUUAACCUUCCUUUUUUCUAGUCUUUACUCUCGGACACCUGGCUUAUACGAAAUGGAGGAACUGGAUGGCCAAGAUCAAGACAGUCUUGCCGGCAAGAAAUUCAAUAAGAGGGACUUGUUGGCGGCGUUAGAAUCAAUUCGUCACAAAGGCGCUCCGCUAUCACUUAGCCCUAUCCCGCGUAUUGACCCAGAGAUCUUCGUGCAAGAUAUUGGCAUCAUCAAGGUUCCUCUCUCAGAAAUCCAGGCGAGGCAACUCGUUGCAAUGUCACACCAAGCACACUAUGGAAAAGGUAGCGAGUCAAUUAUUGAUACGCCGGUGCGGAACACCUGGGAGCUCAAUCCAGAUCAGUUUGAGAUAAGGGCGCCCACAUGGCAGAACUGCUUGGACAAGAUCCUGGCUGAAGUCGCAAAAAGAUUGGAUAUUGCUUCCCCUAUUUCGGCGGAGCUGUAUAAAAUGCUUUUAUACGAAAAAGGCGCUAUGUCCAAAUCCCAUAUAGACACCGAGAAGAUUCCCGGGAUGUUUGGGACACUUGUCAUCAGUCUCCCUUCGCCUCACCGGGGUGGGGGUAUGGUUUUAGAACAUCAGCGCGUUUGGCAGACUUUCGGGACUUCGCAGCACGAUAUGAGUUGGAUAUCUUGGUUUUCCGACGUCUCUCACGACGUUUUGCCCGUCACAUGGGGGUAUUGUUGGAUUUUGACUUAUAAUCUUAUGGUAGAUCCAGCGUCUACGGUGCCAGCAGCAAUUAGUUCCGCUAGCAACGAGGCGCUUCGCACGGCUUUGCGAUUGUGGUUACGAGCAAUCGAUAAUGGUUCGGAGAACCUUUUGCCACUUUGCUAUGUGCUUGAUCACAAGUAUACAGAUUUAUCGUUCCGAAGACUCAAAGGUGUAGACUUCAAUAGGGUCAAAUGCCUUCGGAUGAUGUGCGAAGAAUUAGAUUUUGAUUUCUUUUUGGCUGACAUAGAGAAGGAAGAGAGCGGUACUAUAGAGAAUGACGGCUACGAUUACUACCGUGAAGAGGAGGAAGACGAAGAUGAUGAUGUUGAUUAUCACCCACUUGGUGAGGUCCGCGAUGUGUCUUACCAGCUGACAUACGUAUUCAAUUCAGAUGGAUACCACCUGGCCUCGAAUAUGUUACUUGAUGAAUACCGCGUUUUACAACUGGAGCACCCUUUUUCAGAUGAGCCCGACGCCGAAGACUACGAAAGAUCUAGAGGAAAUCCUAGAUCAGAAGCGACACAUUGGUAUAGAGGAUCAGCGUUGGUCAUUGUUCCCUAUGAAGGGACAGUCUCAUUUCUUACCUCGAAUUACCCAGGGGGCUUUAACGAGCACAGUGCAGGGCAUGACUAUUUUAUAGAUCUAUUUAAUUUCUUUAUUAGCCAAUGCGAAAAAUCCCCGAGGAAGGCUCUAAGGUUGGACCAACUAUACGAGUUUUUAAUUGCCAACUUUGAGUCACGUUAUCCUAUGCCGCUUACCGAAGAUCAGCUUCUCGAUGUCCUUCUACUAUCUAUUCAUAGCAGUGAAUCUCGCUUGCUUGAUUUAUUUCUGGCGAAGAACACCCAGCCUCCUCCAAUUAAAUUCUUCACCUGGAUUAGGAAAGCAUUUGACAGUUCAGCUAUAUCUAUUAGUAAUUUCGAGAAGCUGUUUCGACACGCCUUCAGCCUUCAGCCUACGAUCCAUAGACGAUGGGAAGCUUUAUGCGAAGUCAAUGAAGACCUAGAAGAGGGCGAGGGGAAGUUACGAAAUAUUGUGUCCCAAGCUGUUGACGAGUGCUUGGAGACUUGCCGACAGAAACGAUUCCAAGAAGAAGACGGCAAGACCCUUUUCCGUAUCUUGUAUUAUCACCAGCACUCUGACUUGGAGACAGCCGUUAUACGUGUGGUGGAAGAUCUUGGUUGGUCGACAGCCUUCGUUCUCGGCUUUCUUCACUCGUUCCGCUUGCAAAUCCUUAAAAACGACACGCAAGCUGUCUACGAGCGUGUGGCGCUGGCAGCGUUGAAGAAACUUGAUUUAGCUUCGCUCACCGCUGCGGAAAUUCCCCAAGCCGAAACGGGAGCAAUUAAUGUACAUUACAAGGAUGCCCGAGGACCUGAAUACGUGACCUAUAGGUCAAUGCUAAAGUUCAUUUCCACCCUCAUCGAACUCAAGCUUCAAAGCCAUUUAGACAUGCUUGCCAAGCAGGUAGUCUCCCAAGCGAAUAAAGUUAAGACACGAGAAUUCGACACGCUUUGGAUACCACUUCUCCAUGGGCUAUUCUUAGUCUUCGAGAAAAGCAAAGUUCCUCUUCCAGCACCUUAUUGGACGCAAAUCUACCAAAAUAUCUUCAAAGCCUACCUGUUGAAUUACGUUAGGGAACAGCCAGUGGAGCCUACUCUUUCUCGUCGGGCUUUGAACCCCUGUUGUAGAGGUUGCGAACCGGUCAAUGAAUUCCUCGUUGACCCGACCAAGCGCUCCAGCCGUUUCAAAGCAUCUCGGCACUGGCGAGAACAUGUCCUUUACCGACUCUCUGAGGCCCACGUUGAUCACGAAGCAAGUACAGAAUACGUAAACAACACACCUAUACUAAUUAUAUCGAAGACAACGUCACAAUACAAUGCGGAAGCAAACAGCUGGUGGACACGGCGGCUGCAUGUCGAAUCCCAGUUUGAGACCUUCAAUCCGGAUAUGCUACGGGCCGUACUGCAAGAUCAAUACGACGAUAUCAUAAACAUGAAGCUAAUCGAGCGCCAACAACCUGUUACAUCUAAUGCAUAUGCAACAUCGGUUCCAUCUCAAAGUCAGCAACCUCUCGCAACAGGUAGCUAUGAGGACCAACUCGCUAUGAUCAAUGCCGAAAUCGCCCGCAGGGCAGGCUCAUCCUCGAUCACUCCGAACCCUUCUACUGUACCGAAGCCUCCAGUCACAUAUUCCACCGCCGUUGGCGGAGGGCCAGCUAGGCCCGCGCCGCGGUCGACACCGAAACGAUCCAUGCUCGACGUUAGCCGGAGCAUUAGUGAAAGUGCACGCAAGCGAGCAUUACAGAAUAGAUCAUCACCAUCGACGCGGCGCGACCAUGGCGCUUCGAGUCCAGUGGGCGGCGGUGGCGGUGGUGUCACGCCGUCGAGACCUACACAGACGAUUCCCAAUCCCAUCGCUGGAGCAAAGCGCAAGUAUAUUGAUGUUAUUGAUCUCACGGCCGAUGAUUAAAUAAGGCGUUAGUAGGAUAAGGUAUGGAUAAUGUGCAUCAGGGGGGUCCUAGGAGUUUGACUAGAAUUGUAGUUUGGCUAGCAAUAGUGUGUAUUAUAAUUGUGACAAAAUAGGGAACUCUGGAGAGUCCCUUCAUAGA
This is a messenger RNA of Daldinia vernicosa, 3436 nucleotides long. RefSeq lists its product as uncharacterized. The record is from RefSeq and is a predicted model, not a curated record. Lineage: Eukaryota; Fungi; Ascomycota; Sordariomycetes; Xylariales; Hypoxylaceae. The coding region runs from base 166 to 3297 and encodes 1043 amino acids. The transcript is spliced from 7 exons.